Vanrija pseudolonga is the source of this 780-nucleotide messenger RNA. RefSeq lists its product as uncharacterized. The transcript has 5 exons. NCBI's taxonomy places the organism in Eukaryota, Fungi, Basidiomycota, Tremellomycetes, Trichosporonales, Trichosporonaceae. The record is from RefSeq and is a predicted model, not a curated record. The coding region runs from base 1 to 780 and encodes 259 amino acids.
AUGCUGUCCAUCCUUCUGCUGGCUGUUCUCGCCGCGCGAACCGUGUCAGCCGCCACCUUCGUGGUGUGCACGUCAACCUUCGCGGGUACCCCGACGUUCAAGCCCGCUGCCAACAAUGAGGCGUGUUUGUCUGCUUGUGGUGGCUUCCAGUGGAGCUACUACGCCCCCGGCCAGUGCGUCUGCAGCAACACUGGGCCCAGCAACGGCCUCACGACGUACACGCCCAACUCGUACUUCUACAAGGUGGUCGUUGUUCCCACGGACGCCUGCCCCAGGGGUGGAUACAUUGCGUCGAAACUGGUCACGUCGUUCUCGUACGCGUACUGCGCCGACAGCAUCAUCCCCAACAUCUUGGACACGCCGAACCAGAACAAUGAUUUCACGACUGUCCAGACCCCCGACCAAUGCUUUGCCCAGUGCCAGGCCAAGAACUACGCCCUGCUGUGGGCCAACUCCGGCAAGUCUGAGGGCUGGAAAUGCGCAUGCCUCAAGUACUACCCCGUCAUCCUCCCGCUCAUCGUCAACUGCCAAAACAAGGCCCGGUUCCUGUUCCAGCAUGCUCCGCAGGUGUCUGGCGCGAUCGCACGCCGCAACCGCAAGCCACUGGCCAUUGAUGGCGCCGAGGCGUACUGCCCGCCUGGUCUUGAGCCUUGCAAGGUCCCCGAGGGAGGUUAUGAGUGCCUCGACGUGUCGUCGGAGCUGAACUCGUGCGGCGGUUGCCUCAACGGCUCGAUGGUGCCUAGCAAUAACCAGACGGUCGGAUUGGAGGCUACGGCGUGA